GUCCCGGGGCCGGGCUGUCCCCGCGGGGGGCCGUGCCGCGGUGGGCAGCCCCCGGCCCCGCCGUGUCGCGGUGCCGGCCCGGACCCCCCGGCAGCGAUGGCCGCCCGCAUCCUGCACCGGCUGCGGCACGCGCUGGCGGGCGAGGGCGGCCGGGAGGAGCCGGCGGGCGGCGGCGGCGGCGAGGCCGAGGACUGCCCGGAGAGCUCGGAGCUGGAGGACGACACCGAGGGGCUGUCGACGCGCCUCAGCGGCACCCUGAGCUUCACCAGCCACGAGGACGAGGAGGGAGAGGAGGAGGGGGACGGAGCUAGCGAGGAGCUGGAGGAGCCGCCGCAGGCGCCGGGGGCGGCAGCAGGCACGGAGGACGGAGGCAGAGUGGGUCUCUACGGCGGAGCGUCCCGGCGGCAGCCUGCUGACCCGGCAGCUGCAGGAGCUGUGGCGGAGGUCGCGGGGCAGCCUGGCACCGCAGCGGCUGCUCUUCGAGGUCACCAGCGCCAGCGUGGUCAGCGAGCGCUCUUCCAAGUACGUGAUGAGCCUCAGCUCUACACCAUCUACCUGAUCCGCUCUGGCCAGUUUGACAAGGCCCCUGCCACCAUCGCCCGGCGCUACUCGGACUUUGAGCAGCUGAACCGCCGCCUGCGCUGCCGCUUCAGCUGCGACAUGGCCAGCGUUGCCUUCCCCAGGAAGAGACUGCGCCGGAAUUUCACCGCUGAGACCAUUGCCAAGCGGAGCCGAGCCUUCGAACAGUUCCUGUCCCAUCUGCACUCCAUCGAUGAGAUCCGCCGCUCCCCUGAAUUCCUCGAGUUCUUCUUCCUGCCGGACCUGCAGGCCGCACAGCGCCUGACCUGCACUGGCAUGUACCGCGAGGCUCUGGCCACCUGGGCCAAUGCCUACCGGCUGCAGGACCGGCUGGGGGUCUGCAGCUCCGGCCGCUUCCUGCUGACACUGGCCGGGCUGGCUGUCUGCCACCAGGAGCUGGACCAGCUCAGUGAGGCCCAUGGCUGCUGCGAGCAGGCGCUGCAGCUGCUGGAGGCCCAGGGCAGCCACCCACUGCUGGGACCCUUCCUGCAGGCCCACGUCCACCUGGCCUGGAAGGUGGGCAAGGACAAGCGGCGCUCGGAGGCCUGGCUGCAGGACCUGAGGGAAGCUGGGCUGCCCCUGCAGCAGCAGCCUUCCCUGAAGGAAUGCCUGAUCAAGGAACCUCUGGAAUGAGCCACCUGUGCUCACGUGGGUGGGAGGGCAAGCGCUGUGAGGGAGCUCACACGCCUGUGGCAGCUGGGAACAGCAAGGGAAAUGCCACGGGUGGCAAUGGGGCAGGGGAGCAGCACUGCAGUCCCACGGCAGCACAGCCCAUGCCUGGAGCUGCCUCCUGAAUGCACUUUCUCUGUGGUUAGUCUGUUUUGUGGGGCUGAGGACUCAAGGGGGUCCACCACCCACACUGGUGCUGUCAGAAGCUGCUCCCCCUCUGCAGGGGAUCCUGGAGUGGCUGACACUUUAGCUGGGACAUACUGGCACCUUGCAAGGGAACGGGAAAGCUUCUGGCAGGGUCCAGGGCUCUUGCCGGGAACUUCCCAUCAAACUUACACAAUAGAAAAGACUUUAUUAAAUAAAGUCUUGGCAGGAAGAAGA
Molecule: messenger RNA, 1629 nt
Organism: Vidua chalybeata
Lineage: Eukaryota; Metazoa; Chordata; Aves; Passeriformes; Viduidae
Gene: SNX21
Product: sorting nexin family member 21
Exons: 4
Coding region: 97-1212 (371 amino acids)
Biological process (GO): protein transport
Cellular component (GO): early endosome membrane
Molecular function (GO): phosphatidylinositol phosphate binding; protein binding
Source: RefSeq, a predicted model, not a curated record